Molecule: messenger RNA, 3369 nt
Organism: Rotaria sordida
Lineage: Eukaryota; Metazoa; Rotifera; Eurotatoria; Philodinida; Philodinidae
Source: the annotation of a GenBank genome assembly
AUGUGUUAUUUUAAUCGUUUAUCAGCGAUUUCACCGUCGUCAGAAGCUCAAAUCGCGAUUGGCGCCUUCUUUUCCUUACAUAAUCCUCCAGCAUCACAUGGUGGUGGUCGAUUACGAGAAUGUGGUGACAUUCGUGAAGACUAUGGUAUUCAUCGAGUAGAAGGCACAUUUUGGAUUCUUGAUCAAAUCAAUUUAAAUCAGUCUAUAUUACCAAAUAUUACUGUAGGAUAUCAAAUUCGUGAUUCAUGUUGGUAUGCACCUGUUGCUCUUGAACAAACUAUUGAAUUUAUUGGUAAUUCAGUAUUAAAUGUUGGAGAUUUAGCUACAAUUUCUAAUGGAAAUCGAGCUCAAUUAGCUGCUAUUAUUGGUCCUGGUGAUAGUUCAAUUACCAUGCAAACACAUAAUAUAUUACAAUUAUUUGAAAUGCCACAAAUUGGUUAUUCAUCUACAGCUAAACAAUUAAGUGAUAAAGAAAAAUAUAAAUAUUUUACACGUGUUAUUGCAUCUGAUACUCAACAAGCACAAGCAAUUGUUGAUAUUAUUCGACAAUUUCAAUGGAGUUAUGUUGCUACAAUUGGUACUGAAGGUGAUUAUGGUCGUGGUGGUGUAGAAGCUAUUCGUCGUUUACUUAAUAAAGAUGCAUGUAUUGGUGCAGAUUUAACUAUGCCAAUUGGUGCAAAUAUGACAGUUGCUAUUCAAUUAAUCAAACAGCUUGUAAUUCGAGCACCUCGUGUACAAGUACUUAUAUGUUUUUGUCUUGAUCAUUCUAUUCGAGCUAUUUUACAAGCAAUAAAUGAAUUAAAUUAUACACAACGAUUUAUUAUUCUUGCAAGUGAUGCUUGGGCAGAUCGUCUUAAUGUAAUACCAAAUAAUACUGAAACUGUGGCAUUAGGUGCAAUUACAAUUAAAGCACGUUCAUUACGUGUACCCGGUUUUGAACAAUAUUUUCGUAAUUUACAUGUACAUAAUAAUACACGAAAUGUUUGGUUUCGUGAAUAUUGGCAACAAAAAUUUGCUUGUACAUUAAAUGGUUAUAAUAAUAAUUCUAGUCGUCGAUCAAAUAAAUAUUCUCGUAUAUGUUCACCUGAACGUGAAAGUCUUAAGACAGUACCUUAUAAUGAAGAUCCAAAACUUGCAUUUGUUAUUAAUUCUAUAUUAGCUGUUGUACAUGGUCUUGAUAAAAUGCAUAAACAAGUUUGUAAUGGAACUAAUGGUUUAUGUCCAGAUAUGGCUCGUAUGAAUUCAUCAUUAUUAAUGCAUUUUUUAAAAAGUAGUCGAUUUACGGGAAUUACUGGUGAAGAAGUAUUUUUUGAUGAAAAUGGUGAUGGUCCUGGAAGAUAUGAUAUAUUAAAUUUACAAGGUAAUGCAGAUGAUUUCAAACAUCAUCUUCAUUAUGUUCAAGUUGGAACAUGGAGUACAGGAAAAUUAAAUUUAAAUACAUCAGCAAUACGAUUUUUUUCUGAUCAACGUCCAUUAGAACAACUAAAUGUUCGUCGUUUUUGUAGUGAAUCUUGUCAAAUUGGUCAUGUUAAGAAAUAUACAGAUGAAGAUAAAUGUUGUUGGAAAUGUCAUUCAUGUGGUGAUGCUAUUGUACUUGAUGAAACGACAUGUUUUACUUGUCCACCUGGAUUUUGGCCUAAUGAUGAUCAUACAGCUUGUGGUCUUCUACCAAUAACAACGAUCAAUUUUCGUCAUCCAUUAUCAAUUAUAAUCUGUUUCGUAGCUGCUGUUGGUAUACUUAUUAGUUUUUUUGUUGUUUAUAUAUUUGUACGUUUUAAUGCAACACCAGUUGUUAAAUCUACAACACGAGAAUUAAGUUAUUUAAUAUUAAUGGGUAUUUUAUUUUGUCAUUUAACAGCAUUUGUUGUUUUACAAAAACCAUCAUUUAUUAUAUGUGUUUUAACACGUUUAUUACCUGGUAUAUCAUUUUCAAUGAUAUAUGGUUCAUUAGUAACAAAAACAAAUCGUAUAGCACGUAUAUUAGCACGUAGUAAAAAGAAAAUUAUAACAAGACGAUUAAAAUUUAUGAGUGCAAGACAUCAACUUGCAAUAGCUUGUUUUAUACUUGUUACUGAAGUAACUAUUGUUGCUGUUACUGUUUAUCGUGAUCCACCAAAAGCUGUUUUAAUUGAAACAGGAGGACGUUUAUUACUUACAUGUAAAAAAUCACUUCAAGGUAUUGUAGCUCCACUUGGUUUUGAUGGUCUUCUUGUUUUCUUAUGUACACUUUAUGCUAUAAAAACAAGAAAUUUGCCAGAAAAUUUUAAUGAAGCAAAAUUUAUUGGUUUUUCAAUGUAUACAACAUGUGUUAUAUGGUUAGCAUUUGCUGCCGUGUAUUUUGCUAUUGAUGUUAAAGUUUUUUCAUUAUGUGUUGCAACUAAUGCAAGUGCUUAUGUUGUACUAAUAUUUCUUUUUUUCCCAAAACUUUAUUUAAUUAUAUUCAAACCAGAAAAAAAUCAACGAAGUGCAUUUGCAACAAAUAAAGAUAUUCGUUGUCAUUUUGGUUCGUCAACAACAUCAAAAAGUGACAUGUCAUCUUAUCGUUAUAGUGAAGCUUCAUCAUUAUUUCGUAAAUCAGUAUUACAUCGUAUUCGUUUUGGUAAUACAUUACGAUUAAAAGCUGAAUUUCCUAAUUCAGCUGCAUCAUCAUUACGUACAAAUGAUUUUCCUGGUAGUGAUCGUCGUCCAUCACGUUCUCUAUCAGCUUAUCCAGAUCAAUGGACGCAUCAUCAUCAUCAUCAUCGUCGUUUGUCAAAUACACCACAAUUACCAAUAGCAACAGCUAGUGCUGAUGAUUUAUCUUAUCGUACAAGUAUAUUAACUCAGAAAACAUUAGAUACUAUACCAGGAACAUUAGUAAUAGAUUUACCUCUUAUUGCUCCACCGCCAACACCGACACCAAUGUUAUCAUCAUCUUCUUUAGCAACUUCAGCUAUUAUUACUGAGCUAGAAAAUAAUGACAAAUCAUCGAUCAUUCCACAACAACAACAACAGUCAGUAACACAUUUACCAGAUUGUAUUUAUGCAACAAACCAAUCGAACAAUGUGAAUUCUAUUGGAUCUAAUGAUUGUAUUCGACAACGAGGUAAAAGUCAACGUAAGAAGAAUCGUAUAGAUUCAAAUAAUGAUUUAACAUUUUCAAUGAAAACAAAUGAUAUUGAAAGUGAAUCAUCAAGUGCAUGGACAAAUGAAGGUAUAGGAAUACAUCCUAUUCCAACAUCGAUAACAAAUCCUGAAUCUGUUUGUGCAUGUCAAUUAUUAUGGCAAUUAGAAAGAGAAACCGAUAGUAUUGAUAAAUUUAAAUUAUUUUUUAAACGUGACCAUUUAAAUGUCGAUUGGGAUUAUGUACAAGGUUCGAGUGAAGUUUAA